GAUCCAUGUGUCUCCUCCCGUAGACACGGCAGAGCUGUGAAGAACCACGCUAAACCCUCUUCGGACGUUGUUCUUGGCACUACCUCUCGCGCGUCUUCCGGCGCGUCUCCACGAUCAGAGCAGAAGCCCGCCGCCAGCUCCAGGUUUUAUUCAUCCCCGCUCUGGUUCCGCCCGCUAUGCUUACUGUGUCGCGAACUCCAUAGGAUUUAUUCUUCUCUUACACGACCCUGAACUUGCUGUUACAUAUCGACAGCGGCGUGCUGGCAGCUCGCCUUCCCCGCAGUCAUGGGUUAUAUCAAACAAAUCACCAUUCAAGGCUUCAAAAGCUACAAGGAGCAAACCAAGAUCGAACCGUUUUCCCCCAAAAGCAAUGUCAUUGUCGGCCGCAAUGGAUCGGGCAAGAGUAAUUUCUUCGCCGCCGUACGAUUCGUAUUGGGCGAUGACUACCACCAUAUGAGCAGGGAGGAACGGCAGGCACUUCUGCAUGAAGGCUCUGGCUCCGCCGUGAUGUCAGCGUACGUCGAGGUGUGCUUUGACAACAGCCAGGACCGUUUCCACACAGGUCGCCCUGAAUUCCACCUGCGCCGCACAAUCGGUCAGAAGAAAGACGAGUACUCCAUCGACGGGAAAAACGCGACCAAGGCUGAAGUGCAACAAAUUCUCGAAUCGGCCGGCUUCUCACGAUCCAAUCCAUACUACAUUGUGCCGCAGGGACGUGUGACGGCUCUCACAAACAUGAAGGAUUUUGAAGCUUUUGACGGAUACGGACAAUAAGCGCGCGAAGAUCGAUGAACUCGUUCAGGAAAUUGAGAAACGUCUUGAGGAACUCGAGGAUGAGCGGAAAGAGCUGGAGGACUACAACAAGAAAGAC
Messenger RNA from Westerdykella ornata, 871 nucleotides. RefSeq names its product RecF/RecN/SMC protein. The record is from RefSeq and is a predicted model, not a curated record. Lineage: Eukaryota; Fungi; Ascomycota; Dothideomycetes; Pleosporales; Sporormiaceae. Bases 286 to 774 code for a protein of 162 amino acids. Gene Ontology annotation, biological process: mitotic sister chromatid cohesion. The transcript has 4 exons. Gene Ontology annotation, molecular function: ATP hydrolysis activity; double-stranded DNA binding; cohesin loader activity.